AUGUCCAUGUCGUCGUCGCAAUAUGCCGACUUGCUACACUUGGUGCAAGGGAAUCCAGAACUUGCUGAUAAGAUCAGAACCUUGCGAUUGGGCUUAGAAGCUGACGACCUGCUCGAGCACUUCAAAUACGACGCCGUUAUUGACCAGGAUUGCACCACCCAUACCGAAUACGAGCGAAACGACAGUCACGCUAUCCGCAUCGUGAAGAGGAAAUGGUACCGCCGCCCCGAACCCUUAGGAUGGGGGAUAUACGGCAAGGUCUGGCUGGAGAGUGAUGAGGCCGACACGCAUCGUCGGGCAGUCAAGGUCGUGCAAAAGGACUUGAUGGAACGCGAUAGCAUCGACUACAAGAGGGAGAUUCUCGCACUGGCCAAGUUCUCGAAACCGCAGUACCAACAGCAGGAGGUCCUGGUCAGCUUUCUGGGCUGGAUGGAAGACCCCUCCAACCUUUACCUUUAUAUGGAGUUCUUCCCACUAGGGGUUCUCGAAAGCCACAUAUCCGAGUCUAUCCCCGAGGAAGAGGUCAAGGAUAUCACCACCAAUCUCCUUAAUGGCCUACGGAUAAUCCACGCUGAGCAGUUCACCCACCGCGACCUCAAACCCGGCAACAUCUUCGUGGCCCGAAAGCCCCCGGUCGCCCGAUGGUGGGUCAAGAUUGGCGACUUUGGCAUUGCGAAGCGAGUGAACCAUGAGAGGACAGCCCUUUACACUUCCAUCGGUACCCCAAAGUACACUGCUCCAGAGGUGAGCGGAGAUCUGGAUACCGACGAACCAACAUCAAUCUAUGAUAACGCAGCCGACAUGUGGUCUUUGGGCUGCGUGGUAUUCAGGAUCGCUACUCAGCAAGACCCAUUUCCGACGCGUAGAGACGUGCGGAGGUUCUGUGACGGGCGGACACCCUUUCCCGACGAACCACUUCGGGGGAAAAUGUGUCUGGAUGGAGUAGAACUUGUCAGGGCGCUCAUCUCUCCUUUGCCCACCGAGCGCAUAUCUGCAGAGGCCGCUCUGGGUAUGGCUUGGAUUCAAAAUCGCAAUCGGAACACGCUCGUAGCGACGGAUGAUGAAUGGGUUGACGGAUCGAGCCACAUGUCUACGCCAGGUCGAAGCACGUCGUCCAUUGACUUUAACAAGGCUCCAAAGGACCAGAUAGCAACGAUCAGCGACGAAAGUUAUUCCCAGCUGGGUUACCCAAGUUCUGGAACUGGGAAGGUUCCUUCUACUCCCAAGGGGGGAGUAACGAUACGAAGCGGCAAAACCCAGGCUCAGCCGACUCGCCGAAGACCUAAAGUGCCAGAAGCUCGUGCUGCUGAGCCUACUUUAUCCUCUUCACGAAGCCCUUUUUAUCUGAGUCAUACAGACCCUCCAAGGCAUAAGAUAUCAAACUCGAGCGGCAAAGUUCCGUCCCAGCAGCAUCAUUCAAAACCCGAUUCCGCGUCUGCGCAGGCUCUUCGUCGUAGCCCCGCGGUUUUUGAGGAACAUAAAGCAAAGCGGUCUCACGCCGCAGGACAAGCCAGAAACCUGCAACAAGAUGACAGGUCAGAAGUUGCAGGACGAAGACAAAGGUAUCCUGCCGAGCAGUCUUCACAGUCCGAACGGUCCGAAUCACCAGAGCCCAUUCUGUCCGGUGUAGAGGGCCACACAAGCGUCCUCAAGGCGCAUGUGGUGCCGGAGAACCACACGUUGAACAUCAUCGCCAUCCAUGGUAUGGAGAACACGGCAGACGGAGCCUGGGCUCACAUCGAUGGCGGGGUGGAAGUCAACUGGCUUACACAUCCCGACAUGCUUCCGAAAGCCAUGCCCACGGCCAGCAUAUACACAUUCGAGUGGAGUGUGCCUUUCGGUAGCGAAAGCAUAAGCGGGCUGCUAGAGCGCCGUGGGUUUGAGCUCAGGCAUAGGUGGCAGGAGGCGCUGACUCGGACGCCAAAACCCACGGUUGUCAUUGCUUGUGACUUUGGUGGGCUAGUGCUGGCCAGUGCUCUCGCCCAAGCCGAAGGCAGGCGCGACGCACAAGCAUGGCUACUGGACUCCCUACGAGGCCUGGUCUUCCUCGGGACUCCGUUCCGCGGGACUGAUGCCGACGGGCUACAGCGAUGGCAGGCCUACCACUCCCACAUCGUGCAGCUGGGUCAGACGAAGAAGAACUUAUCAACCGCCGACACGGUGAGCCGAACGCGACUGAUCAGCAUUCUGGACAUUGCUCACACGCCCUUUCUCAAACGAACCUGCCAAGGCUUGGAGAGGGCAAUCACCAACCACAACCGCACCAUCCCCACCGUCUGUUACUACGAGAUCCACGACACCAAGUUCAAACGAAACCCUCUCACGCUCAAGCGGCCGGCCAAGCCGGGCGUGCUGGUCGAAUCCACCGAAGCCUGGCCCGGCAUCACCUCCGUCCACCAGGCGGGCCUACCCACUGAUCACCGCGGGCUGAAUAAAUUUGCCAGUCCACAUGAUCCCAGCUAUCGCAAGCUGCGAGAUCAGAUUCUCGCUUUUGUGGGCGAUACCGUGCCGCGGACUCUGCCCUCGGAGUGGGACUAUGAAGACGUCCAUGUUGAGGAGUAUGCGACUCGGUAGCGGCCUGGACAUGGCCACACGAGGGACUUGCAGUCGAGGUGAUUUCCGGUCAACCAGAAGCAAUAAGUUUCGAUUUUCACAGAGACAGGAGAUGUCUAAGGCUUUCCCACCGACCCUCUACCUUACAAUCCAUGGUAUUGGACAAUCGAUCGACCCAUCCUUCCUCGGCAUAUAACCCGAUUCAUGGAACCCGUUCUAUCCCGUACAUUUAGUAUAUAAAUGUGAUCCUGCGGAUAAUCAAGGACGUGCCGAGGGACUUCGGUCGCUUAAGCGCUCCACUCAUAAUAAAGGAAAACCUCUGAAUUCAACAACAUCCGAUAUGGUGUAGUGGCUAACAUCGCCGUCUCUCACACGGCAGCCGGGGGUUCGAUUCCCCCUAUCGGAGCUCAAUUUCUCUUUUGUUUUUUGUGUUGUUUUAUCUG
Molecule: messenger RNA, 2996 nt
Organism: Aspergillus aculeatinus CBS 121060
Lineage: Eukaryota; Fungi; Ascomycota; Eurotiomycetes; Eurotiales; Aspergillaceae
Product: serine/threonine-protein kinase
Exons: 5
Coding region: 1-2574 (857 amino acids)
Biological process (GO): peptidyl-serine phosphorylation; protein autophosphorylation; autophagosome organization
Cellular component (GO): cytoplasm; autophagosome
Molecular function (GO): ATP binding; protein serine/threonine kinase activity
Source: RefSeq, a predicted model, not a curated record